Daphnia pulicaria is the source of this 1236-nucleotide messenger RNA. RefSeq lists its product as uncharacterized. Lineage: Eukaryota; Metazoa; Arthropoda; Branchiopoda; Diplostraca; Daphniidae. The transcript is spliced from 3 exons. Gene Ontology annotation, molecular function: hormone activity. The record is from RefSeq and is a predicted model, not a curated record. Gene Ontology annotation, cellular component: extracellular region. The coding region runs from base 645 to 1031 and encodes 128 amino acids.
UGUAGGUGGUGGUGGGUGGGCCAGUGAGUAGAGAGCAAAAUCGUGUAUUAACGCCCAGAUCAACUGAGUUAUCAUGGGCCAUAACAGACGACGGAUAUCUAUUACAUCUUAUUGUUUCUUUCCAACACCCCCCUUUUUGUUGUUGUUUUAGUUUCUUCAUUUUAUUGGCCAUAUAGCCACUGGAGACUGUGUAUAGGCUCUCCUGUCGCCGCCGACCUCGAUUUGUGUGUCUCCACGACCGCAACAAACAUCUAAAAAAACCAAAGAAACGGAAGGAGAAAAUGUCAGCAAUCCAAUAUAGACCAAACAAUAAAAACAAAACAAAAACAAAAAACGGAAAAGAUUCUCUUUUAUUCCGGACGCACCUCCUCCAAAAGGUACUUUGCUUGCCGGGGCUGAACCAUCAGUACCUACUUGGCGACUUCUCGCCGUUGUAGGCUAUAUAAAGAGAGAGACUGACACUGUUCGAUUCACAAUCAUUUCUUCUCCGGCCAAAGAAACCGACAUUUCACUCCGACAAGUUCAUCUCUCAUCCGCACCGGAAAUCCUCCCUUUUUUUGACGGCAACUCGAAAAGCGGAUCCUAAUACAUUCAGCAUCAAACCAUCACAGCAGGACUUUUUGAAUAACGGAAAUAUUUCUAGAAUGGAUAUGGCCAAUCACCGCAUUUUGAUCUUGACGCUAUUGAUGAUCGGCCUGGCCAGCGCUCAGGUGAAUUUCUCGACCAGCUGGGGCAAGCGCUCACCUUCGACGAAAGCAGCGGAACCACCUUCAGCUCCAUCUUACCGCCAAAAUUUCCACUCGAAAAAGGUCGAGCCAGGGACGCUGGAAUCGCUCCCCAAUAAUCAGCAUCUUCCCGAAUCGUUCGACACCGUUUCCUCGACGAUUUACGACGACGCCGAAGAGCAACGAAUCAGCAUAUCUCUACCAAGUCCUUGCCUAUCAAUUCUGAAAUCUCUCUUGUUGGUCAAUCAAAUAGUUGAGACGGAAUUGCAGAAGAUGGAAAAAUACGACCGACAGCAGCAACAAUAACAGGCCAUCGUGACUUUGGACUUUGAUAUUUGGUAGUUAUUCCACAGAAAACCACAUAGAUAUCAUGAUGUUUGUUAUGUAAUCUAUGUUUAUGUAUUUGACUUAUUAUUAUUUGUUUUAGUCGGUGCGAAAUUUUCAUCCAUGUUACGAUACACGGCAACAUGUGUCAGCCCGGUUGGAAAAUUACAUUACCAUCCAAUUUAAA